UGGAGACCCCAUCACACUGCAGUUCGCUGUUACGCAGAGAAGAUGAGCACACGGAUAAUGAAAUCCAACCCUGCCAUGAAACUGAUAGUGCUCUUCACGGCUUCAUUUUCAUGGGCCUUUCAGCAGCAAGCCGUGCCGCCCAAAUACCAGCACAGGGAUCCCGUGACGUCUCAAGUCCGUUAUUGUGACCAGUGCCCCCCUGGCACGGCUGUGAAACGACACUGCACGGCCGACGCACCCACCGAGUGCCAGCCCUGUCCUGAGAGGCAUUUUGCUGAGAACUGGCACUGGGGGGAUACGUGCCAAUACUGUACCUCAGUGUGCAAGGAGAGGCAGCUUGUGAAGCAGCAGUGCAACAGCACGCACGACCAGCUCUGCGAAUGUGUGCCCGGCUACCAUCUAGUGGUGGAAUUCUGCAUUGCACACAGUCCCUGUCUGCCUGGAUACGGAGUCGCAGCUUUAGGCACACCAGAAAGUGACACCGUGUGCGAACGCUGUCCAGACGGUUACUUCUCUGCUGGCAGUUCCUCCACCGAGCCAUGUCAGCCGCACAGGAACUGCGCGGAUUCCGGCAUGAAGACCCUGAGAUGGGGCACGUCCACCUCAGACAGCCUGUGCGGCUCCGCGGACAUCAAGGCAGCACUGGACUGCUCCCAGCACUACACCCUGUGCCAUAACGACGUCACUCUUUGCGAGGAAGCAGUUUUCCAGUCUCUGGCCUCGCUGCGGCUGUCCUCGCUGCCUCUGGAGCGCAUCCUUGAGAGUCUCCCUGGACAGAAGGUGGACCUCAAGAGCCUGGAGAGGCUGAAGACGGCGUGCUCUCCCCAGCAGCAGAUCCUGCACCUGCUGCGGCUGUGGAGGGAGCAGAACAAAGACAAGCUGUACGGCAUCAUACAAGGUGUGAACCACUGUGAGCGAAAGGUGUCCCGCUGCAACGCUCUGAAAAACCUGACCGUGGACGACCUGAUGAAGGUGACCAACAGCCUGCCGGGGAUAAAAGUCCAGGAGCAGGAUGUGAGGGCCGUGGUGGCCACCUGCCUGCCGAGGCAGUACCUCCUGCAGAUCCUCCACCUGUGGAAGACGGCCAACUACAACCUGGAUCUAGCCAAGAGUCUGUCUCGCAGUCUGAGGGAGCUGCGCAACCAGGGGGCUCCGCGCUACCUAAUCAAAGGCCUCAAGAAAAUCAGCCGCAUCAUAGGAACCACGACGGCGCACAAGAAGUACGAGAAGAUGUUUAUGAGCAUGUUUCAGGAUGAGUCAUGCUUUAAAGCGCACAAGCCACUGAAUGAAUGAGGCGUGCGCAAAUAGGAAACGUCGCAUCCCCACAGCAUUUCCAAAACACUAACGCAUUGUCUGAUUGAGAACACAGUAAGAAAUACGUAAGACGCUUGUCAACACAGGAAGCAUUGGUCAGUCAUUCGUAAGCAAAUGGCCAAGGAAAAUCACAUUGACAUAUACAAGGAAAUCAUACAGGAGGUAAAUUCUUUGCUGUUCUACAGAAAAGAACAGAUGCAAAUGCCGUCAUCCUGUUCUACGUUAUCUAUGUGAAGUAAAACAAACUCCCACAGCUAAUGUGUUCCUACAUUUGUUUCCAGGAUAUAUUUUGACCAGACUGUUGAAAAAUUAGGAUAUAGUGGAGAUGUAAAAAAAAAAAAAAAAAGAAAGAAGAGGCUGUAUUGUGGAUAAAGGUCUGGCAGAUUCUGGUUUGUACUAUUAGAGCUUUCUCGCUGUUUGAGAGCAAGAAUUUGAUUUCAUAAUGAAAUACUUUUAUUUUCCUCAGCUGUCCAUUUUUAUUUGUUCUGGGCUGCUGAAAGGGAAAGCUGGUUUGUUUUAUAUUUUUCUUUUUUGGUCAGUUAUAUGAAUGUAUAAAGGAGUGCAAUUGUUUGUUUGUUUUUAUUUAAAGUGUAAUUUUACUUUCUUAAAGUGUAAAAUCUUGUUUUUGUUGCUUUUCUUUCGUAAAUACUGGAUUCUGAAAUGCUGCAAGUUCAUGAAGUGAUAUUUUUUUUAUAUUUUGUUUUGUCACUUUUAUAUUAGAAGUGGAUGGUCUGUGUUGUAUAAAUGCCUUUCUGGUUCUCUUCAAGCUUGUGUAACUAAGUUGUGAACAUUUCUAAAUCUCUGAUGUCAGUUUGUAAAAAAUGUAUUGUUUUAUUAUAAAUAAGCAUUGAACAGAAAAA
Fundulus heteroclitus (mummichog) is the source of this 2174-nucleotide messenger RNA. RefSeq names its product tumor necrosis factor receptor superfamily member 11B. Bases 43 to 1293 code for a protein of 416 amino acids. The transcript is spliced from 6 exons. Lineage: Eukaryota; Metazoa; Chordata; Actinopteri; Cyprinodontiformes; Fundulidae. Gene Ontology annotation, molecular function: protein binding. The record is from RefSeq and is a predicted model, not a curated record.